This is a messenger RNA of Haliotis rubra (blacklip abalone), 1460 nucleotides long. Its product is annotated as universal stress protein PHOS32-like. The coding region runs from base 527 to 991 and encodes 154 amino acids. Lineage: Eukaryota; Metazoa; Mollusca; Gastropoda; Lepetellida; Haliotidae. The transcript is spliced from 6 exons. The record is from RefSeq and is a predicted model, not a curated record.
AGAGCUGACAAAAACAUUGAUAAACGUCAUCUGCCGCCUAUCAAGACAGCCAGUGACACCACGGAACCUAAACUUGGGAGAAAGCGCCUGCGAGCACGUUGCUCGCUAUCUACAGCACUGAGCACAGUGGGAGUCAGCUGAUCAAUACAAACCCUCACAGUGGAGGGAUACGAUGUGACGUCUCUCUUCAAACGCCCGAUUUUCCAGCUGACGAAGUGGUCAUUCCAAGACAGACUGUCCGGUCACUAAGCAUCAGCGUUCUUCUCCAUCACUUCCGGGUUCCUGGAAGUCUGCGAGGAAGGAUCGUCUAACUACGUUCAUAUUGGAAGGCUGCCUCAGAUGCGCCGAGACGUCCACGCGGAGGGAUACAAGGUAUAAGCUGCAGUGGCACGGUGACCUCGUCACAACUGGAUGAACUCUAACCACUCCGCUGUUGCGAUACCUGCUGUUGUUGGGGCCUGUUCCCGAGUGUGCUGUACAGGUGAAACAGAAGCAAGGUGAACGACACAUACAAGCUCAACUGAAGAUGAAUUGCUGUAAAGUUGUGUUUGCUGCGGAUCUCAGCGAACACUCUGACUACGCAUUCCACUGGUACAUUGAAAACUUCCACCGACCAGAAAACAAGGUGAUAGUUGCAACAUGCCCGGAAUACUCCGUGGGAUCUGGAGACUCGUCCCCGGCCCGGAUCGAGGAGAUGAUCCUGGAAGUGAACGGUAAAACCGAGCAACUGAAGGCCAAAUAUCUGGAAGAAAUGAACAAGUAUGGGGUGACGGGCGAGGUGAUGGUCCUGGAUGACCACAAGCCAGGCCAAGCCAUCUGCGAGCUGGUCAAGAAAAUGGAUGCUACGUUUGUGGUAACCGGCACCAGAGGUCAUGGGAAAAUCCGACGCACCAUUCUCGGCAGCGUCAGCGACUACAUCCUCCAUCAUUCUCAAGCGCCGGUGUUGGUGUGUCGACACAAGAGUGGGGACAAACACAAGCCUAGCCACUAGGCGAUAUAUUCCGCCGUCAGUCGUGAACGAUGACUGCACGAACGUGCUGAUGGCUGUGAAUUCUGUAUUCGUAACGUGACGGCACGGCGUUGUCUGCGCUGAUGCGGUUGAUGAUGUUACUGUAAACUACACACGCACCUUUGUGUGAACUCGCCUCAUCCACUCCAGAUCUUUAACCUACUGUAACCAUGAAGCAGAAAGUACAUGCACACCACCUUAAACCCGUUCACUCACUCACUCACUCACAAGGGCACCUAGAAGAGUUCACUUUGAACAGUUCAGUGCGGAUUAACGGGCAUUAACGCUACCGCUUAACAUACGUGUAUCGAUAUUCGAGGCCCCAUGCCUCUGCCCGUCGUAUAUAAUACAGCAAAUCAACCCGUGAAGAUCCCGGUUAGAACUGGUCUUCAGCAACGCAUGCUUGUCGUAAGAGGCGACUAACGGGAUCGGGUGGUCAGACUGGCUGACU